GCAUCUGCCAUCAAGCGAACCAGGGCACAGAUCCUGCGUUUCGGCGAGAGUUAUCAGCGCCAGGUCAUUGUGAAGGCCAUGGAGGAGUUUACGUCUCUGUGGCUUGACCAGUUCGACCAGCUUGUGCUGCCGGUGGAUACCACCCGUCUGCUUGCUGCGCUCACCAGUGCUCUGAAGCAACUUCCGAAGAAAACGCCUAAGCGAGAAAUCGCCUCGAAGUGGAAGGAGGAGGCAGAGAACCUUUUCAAAAACCAGAAGGAAGGCCAUGGUGGACUAGAUCACAAAUGGCAUGUGGCUCCCGACGACAUUCUUGUCAUGACUCAGCGCUUGGCUGGGAUUGGCGCCAAGGAGGCCGUCGUCUUGGCAACUCGGUGCGAAUUCAUGCGUUGUUUCAGCUUCAGGUGGACUCCAGUGUCAGAACCAGGGGACAAGCAG
Symbiodinium pilosum is the source of this 435-nucleotide messenger RNA. The record is from the annotation of a GenBank genome assembly. Lineage: Eukaryota; Dinophyceae; Suessiales; Symbiodiniaceae.